Messenger RNA from Arachis ipaensis, 860 nucleotides. The record is from RefSeq and is a predicted model, not a curated record. NCBI's taxonomy places the organism in Eukaryota, Viridiplantae, Streptophyta, Magnoliopsida, Fabales, Fabaceae.
CAAUAAUGGGAUACACUCCAAAUACACUAAUUGUAGCCAUAGUACUAGCCAUACCAUUGUUCACAAAACUCUCUCUAACAACCUUUGUGAGCAUCAAUUGUGGAUCCUCCGAACCUUUCACCGAUCCACAAACCAACAUAACAUGGACACAAGAUGAUGCAUACAUUGAGCAUGGCCAAUCCUUCAAUGUCUCUUUAGGGUUAGGCACAUUCAGCACCCUUAGGGCAUUCCACACUUUGAAGAAGAAUUGCUAUGAAAUUGAAGUCCAAAAGGGAGAAAAGGUUCUUACUAGGGCAAGUUUUUUCUAUGGGAAUUAUGAUAACAAGUUUUCUCCUCCUAUGUUUGAUCUUAUAUUUGAUGGUAAUUAUUGGGGAACAGUGAUUACAUCAAUUUCAGAUCAUGUGGAUUAUGAAGCUAUAUAUGUUACUAAGGGAAACUACACCAACGUUUGUGUUUCUCAAUCAAACCCUAAUCAUAUUCCUUUCAUCUCAUCAAUUGAAGUGCGUGGUUUGGACCCUCAAAUGUACAACCAUCUUCAUCAAAAUCAUUCCUUGAUUUUGCUUAGUAGACGUGCUUUUGGUGCAAAUCAAACUGUCAGGUACCCUGAUGAUGUGUAUGAUCGAAUUUGGAUUGCAAAAAAUAGUGAUCAAGAGUUUAUAUAUAGCAUCCAAAGUGAGGCAUUGGACAUCAACAUUAGCACAGUGGAAGAUCAACCACCAAAAUCUGCAAUCCAAAAUGCAUUCACACUCCCAAACACAACCUUUGGAAUUCAGUACAAUAUAUCUUCACUUCUUCAAUCAACAUCAGAUACUAAUAAUAAUUAUAGUAAUAACUAUUAUAAUAUAUAUAGAGGCCCAUAA